AUGGCAGCACCACAUAGUGACAUCUGCUGCUAUGAUGCCCAGAGGAAAAAACUGCUUUCUCAUUUUGCUGGGUCGGACGGGCCUGACGCUCCGCUUCUCUCCCCGCAGCGCCUGAAGGAGGCCGCCGUGGUCCUUGGGGGCGGCGGCCUGAUCUUCGCCGCGCACCUGGUGGCGAGGGGCGACGAGCGCUUCUACCGCCGGUGGCUGAUGCCGAGCCUGCAGCGCGUGGUGGGGCCCGAGACCGCCCACCGGCUGGCGGUGCGCCUGCUUGCCUUGGGCGUCGUGCCCCGGCCCGGCCCGGCCGACUCGGAGAUCUUGGAAGUCCGGGCUUUUGGGCGGCGAUUUCGGAACCCGCUGGGGCUGGCCGCUGGAUUUGAUAAGCACGGGGAGGCGGUGGACGGCCUCUUCAAGAUGGGCUUCGGCUUUGUGGAGGUGGGGAGCGUUACGCCGGAGCCCCAGGAAGGCAACGCCAAGCCGCGGGUCUUCCGGCUGCCCGAAGACCAAGCGAUCAUUAACAGGUACGGGUUCAAUAGCCAGGGCCACACCGUGGUGGAGCGCAGACUCCGAGCCCGAGAAGUCGCCCAGCGCCGGCUCAGCAAAGCCGGGAUGCCCCUUGGAAUAAAUCUGGGCAAGAACAAGUGUUCUGUGGAUGCAGCUGCUGACUACGUUGCAGGCGUUCGUGUUUUGGGUCCGCUGGCUGAUUACGUGGUGGUGAAUGUUUCCAGCCCAAACACGCCAGGAUUGCGGGCUCUGCAGGGCAGAGCAGACUUGCACCUCCUACUUACAAAGGUUCUUGCUGAGCGGGAUUCCCUCCCAGGUAAGCACAAACCGGCUGUGCUGGUGAAGAUUGCACCAGACCUGACAAGCCAAGAGAAACGGGACAUUGCCAGGAUUGUGAGUGAGCUGGGCAUUGAUGGACUGGUGGUAACUAACACUACCGUGAGCCGUCCUGAGACCCUUCGUGGGGCUUCUUGCAAUGAAGUGGGAGGGCUAAGUGGGGCUCCCUUACGACAGCUCUCCACCCAGAUGGUCAGCGAUAUGUAUUCUCUCACCCAAGGGCGCAUACCAAUCAUUGGAGUGGGUGGAAUCUGCACUGGCCAGGAUGCCUUGGAGAAAAUACGGGCAGGUGCCUCCUUGGUCCAGAUGUAUACAGCGCUCACAUACCAUGGACCACCUGUGGUGGGUACCAUAAAGCAGGAGAACUGGUACCAGGGUGCAGCCAGGGUGAAAUGCUACGGUUCGGACCAGCUCGCCCGAGCCGUUAGCGAUGGCGGCUGGUGGUUCGAGAACCAGUAG
Messenger RNA from Ahaetulla prasina, 1296 nucleotides. RefSeq names its product dihydroorotate dehydrogenase (quinone), mitochondrial-like. Gene Ontology annotation, biological process: pyrimidine ribonucleotide biosynthetic process; 'de novo' pyrimidine nucleobase biosynthetic process. Gene Ontology annotation, cellular component: cytoplasm; mitochondrial inner membrane. NCBI's taxonomy places the organism in Eukaryota, Metazoa, Chordata, Lepidosauria, Squamata, Colubridae. Bases 1 to 1296 code for a protein of 431 amino acids. The transcript is spliced from 8 exons. The record is from RefSeq and is a predicted model, not a curated record. Gene Ontology annotation, molecular function: dihydroorotate dehydrogenase activity.